CCCGCUCUUAGCCGCAGAGGUUUCCGCAGUGGCGGUCCUCACCGCGACCCUCCGCAGAACCAUGGCGUCCCCCGAGCUCUGCUUCGAGUGCGCUAGACGGAAAAGCAAAUCCUCUAUAUCCCGGUGUACCACCGCCGCUGUGUUCCCCUGCAUCGUAGCCAUGGUCACUCCCCACGCGGCGGCCCGAUUCCCUGGCUCCGCUUGGUACCUCCACGGUCGACAAACUGCCCCCCGCUCCGGCCAGCUUCCCUCACGCAGCCUCCGGUCACAGAUCCGGCUGGGGAAGCACCAGCACGGAGGCGUCGAACUCCUUCGCUCCCGCCCUAUUUCUCCAAGACCAGCACAUCCCCAAUGUCAAUGUCUCGCCGCGGGACAGCCUAGGGCUCUCCUGCCCCCGCCCGAGUCUGGUGUAGAUGAUGAGGCGGCCCAGUCCGGUCAACAUUCCCCUCCUGUUUGGAUUUAUUCCAGCUCCUCUACAAGAUCUAAUCAGCUCAGUACUGAACUUGCAGCGACUGGAUGGUGCCCCUGUUGUGUGGCUGCGAGUUCCGUACAUCUAUGUGGAGAUCGUGGACCGAAGCAAAAAUACCAGUGUCUACUUCUGAUCUGAUUUGGCCAGAAAGCUUUUGGGCGUUUGGUCGUGUUAGAUAAGAUGAACUCUGAAUCUUGCAAGCUGAUACUUCCAAUGGGCUUACGGUUUACUUUAUCUUGCAAUAGCUAUGCCAUAACCACUUAUUCAUCGGAUCACAUUUUACUUGUCGAUCAUGGUAGCCAAGUACUUGUCGAAGAAGUAGCACAAAAGCUUCACAUCAGCAGGAUGGCAACAUUUCGUUUGGUGCUUAGGUUGCACAAGUAUAUAUUUGUCUGAUGGUUGUCAAAUGAGCAGUCGUCCAUGGUGCAGUUCACGCAGGCAACUCAAGAGGAGCGAGCAGCCUACGGCCUUACUGUCAAUGAUGAAUGGGUCUAUUUUUAAUUAAUAAGAUGUACAAAGAAAGUAUAUUCUUUGUUUUGCGUCCAAAUAUUCAAAAGCACAAGAGCAAUAAACAAUAUUUUUCUGCCGAGAAACUAAAGUAGAAAAUCUAAAAAAGAUUCACCUAUGGUGCUUGGUGGUCGUGAGCAAAAUUUUGCUAUCAGCAUUCAACAACCA
Lolium perenne is the source of this 1144-nucleotide messenger RNA. The record is from RefSeq and is a predicted model, not a curated record. NCBI's taxonomy places the organism in Eukaryota, Viridiplantae, Streptophyta, Magnoliopsida, Poales, Poaceae.